Molecule: messenger RNA, 6105 nt
Organism: Ceratosolen solmsi marchali
Lineage: Eukaryota; Metazoa; Arthropoda; Insecta; Hymenoptera; Agaonidae
Product: mucin-3A
Exons: 17
Coding region: 1-6072 (2023 amino acids)
Source: RefSeq, a predicted model, not a curated record
AUGAAGUAUGUUACACAAGAAGGCAUUGUUAAUCCAACAGGAAAAACAGAUCACCAAUUUGUUAAAUUUCAAAAUAAUAAAUUAACAUUAAAAUUAGACAAUAUUGAUAAUAAAUUUAAUUUAACAACGGGAAGUGACAAAUACAAUCGGUCCAGAAAUAAUCAGCAAAAAAAUGUAAUAGAAUUACGCUAUGAUCAUGAUAUUGCAGCUUCAAGUUCAGAAAAUGUUCAUAUCAAUACAACCCCUUUACGUUUAAAUGCUGCAAGAAGAUCACAUAAUAUUUCAUCCUUUACACAAAUACCUAACAUUUUAAAUAAUCAAGACAUUAGAGAAGCAGUAGAAGACAAACAAAUAUUUCAAAGUGUUAUAUCUCAUAAUAAUUCGAAAGUUAUCAAUAACAAUGUUUCUGUUCGUGGUGGAAGUCGAAUUGAAAAGAAUAAAAAGAUAAAUGUAAUGAUUAACAAUAAUGAUAUAUCAAUACAACCUAACUACCAUACUAGAAAUUUAAAUUCCAAAUCCAUGCCAGGAAACUCUGAACAUACGAAAAUUUUAGAAAUACAGACUGGAAGUCAAAAUAUUAAGAAGUUAAAUAGCUCUAGAAAUCGACAUAAGAUUGAUAUGACUAAUAAUGAUACUUUAAAUCGGACUUCGCCUAUUUCAACAAUCUCUGAAUUAAUGCCAAAAACUAGAAAUAUUCAAAGAGCAAAGGCUGUAUCAACAAUUAGACCCACAUUUAAAUCUAUAACGCUACCUUUUGUUACCUCGAGAACGAUAUUAAAAUCGACUUCUUCACAAAGACCAACAGUAAAUGUUGAAAUGAAAAGAAAUAUAUCUGUUGGUAAAACUUCUAGACAAAAUAAUCAAUCGCGUAGAGCUUCAAAAGAAGAUUUUUUUAAUCGUGGUUUGGGAUUCAGAGGAAGAACACCGUCGAUUUCUAGAACAGAACAAGGUAAAAUUCCAGCAAUAAUAACAUCAACGACAACUACUCCAAUUUCUGCCAUAACAUUUAAAACUGAGAAUACUGCACAUGGAAAUCCAGGAUGGACAUUAAGAAGACGUCCCGGACAUUGGCGUGCUAAUUCAUCAUCUCCAGUAAUAUUUAAUUCGGUUGAAAUACCGACUUUAGUACAAACAAAUAAAAUAAAUUCAACUAAAGUGAGUAUUUCAAAAACUAUGAGGAGAGGAAAUAAAACGUUUGCAAAAAUAACAGAUGGAAGGAUAAAGGAAGAAUUUAGUGAAAUUGAUAAUUACCCACCUGAGUUCAAAGCUAGAAUAUCGCAAUUGCAGAAAACCGAUAUACAUAUGAGAUCAUCACUAAACGUCAACAAAGUGACAGCACUAGAAUUAUUUGCAACUCGUUCAAAAAUCAAAUUGGACAAUGCUCGUAAAUUAGUGAAGCCUGAAUUACUCCUCGAUGAAACAAAUACACAUCAAGAAAUCGUUAAUCCACUUUCAAAAUAUAUACAUAUUAGAGAUCAAAAUAUAAGGAAAUUAAAAGAUGACGAAGAUCAGAAUACAUUAAAAAAUAUGCAAAAAUUAAUUUUAUUUACUGAGAGAUCUCGAUGGUACCAAACAACUUCUAUGAAGUCUAAUUGGGAAACUUCUAAAUUGAAAAAGGAUUUACAAGAUUCUCAAACAAGAUUUUCGAGAUAUAAGCAGACCCAAUUAUAUACUGUCAAUUCAAAAAUACCAUCUAACAAUAUUAUCUCAACUAUUGAGAAAAGUACUGACAAAAACAUUUAUAAAAAUAAAGCAACCAAUUCAACACAAUUAGAUCAAUAUCAGGAACACAAAUAUAAAUUAAUAUCUAAAUUGACAGAAAAUAAGUUUCGAGGACCGAAAUCAUCUCAAAUUGAAGAUAAAUUUCAAGAUAAGUUAUUUCCUACAACAAAAUUAUCUAUAAUUAUCAAACCUCGUAAGAUUCUUGGAUUAUCAAAAAAUGAUAAAAGUUAUGUCGAGGACGUAAAGGUCAUUGCUUUAAAAUUCAGAAAAAGUCUUGAGAGUAUAGAAAAGAGUCAAAUACAUAAAUUAGUGAAAAAAAAUGAUUCUAUGGAUGGUCCAACAACUUUAUUAACAACAAUGCGAACAAUUAAAUCCUUCUCAUUCUCGACACGAUUAGCGAAAAUGGAUAAUACUAACUCCAUUAGUUCAUCAACAAUGAAGAUAUUUGAAAACCAAAUGCCACCAGCAUUAAUACUUUCAUCAACCUUUCCUUCUUUUGACACCAAAACAGUAAUGCAAAAUUUUACUGAACACGAAAUGGAUACAUCAGCUUAUAAUAAUAUUUUAACUGUACAUGAUAGCCUAUCUUUAAAGACUAACAAUUUUUUUACAAAGAAAGCUCAUGCCAAAGGAGAAAUGCAAUCUGAUUGGAAUGUAUUUAAUAAUACAGUUAAUUCAACUAUUAGCCAUGAUAAAUCCAGUGCAGCAGCUUUAGUAAAUUAUACUGACUCAACUGUAUUUGUAGUUUAUCCAUCGGCAAUAGAGAAACCGUUGAGUAUUGCAAUUACUCCGAAGUCUUUUGAAAAUCAAACAACUGUAAAACCGGAGGGAGAAUUAUUGAGUCAGCAGCUAUCGGUAACACAGAAGCCUAUUAUUAACGGGACAGUAUGGAGCAGUAAUGAUAGCAACUCAACUACUUUUUUACAAGAAUCACUUCCACAUUCGCAAAAUAUAAUAUUUGGAAAUACUAAAAGUACAAAUAUUUUUAAUCCAUCAAAAAGUACAGCAAUUUUUAAAACUGGGAACAAUACUAUAUUGGAAUAUUUGAGGAGUACUGUAGCUCCAUUGUGGAGUACUCGAGGAUUUCAAUCGCCAGCAGUUUCCAAUAUUUAUAAAAAUUCAAAUAGUGUGAAUUCCUUAUCGAGACUUAUUCCAAAAAGUGCACUUUCCAAAUUUAGUGCCAGAUAUAAAGGUACCGAACUUUAUUUAAGAAGACCAACGCCUACAAAUUUUUCUUUAUCUCAGCAUAAUGAUUCGACAACGCAAAUAAAUGUUAUGAACGCUGAAAAUUCGCAGAUAUCAACGUUAUAUCAAUCCACGAAUAUUACCAACAAUGAAAAAACAGACGUACGUCAGUUAUGGGUGUUUGGUAAAGCUAUCCCUAUUAGUAAUGUUAUCGCUAAUAAUCCUUUCAAUGCAAUGAAUUCUAAUAAUAAUGUAUCACAAAUAAUGCCAGUAACUAUAUCAAGUAUUGUUAAUGAUACUCAUUUUUCAUACGCUGAUAAUAAAACAACUGUUUCUCUUCAUAUAUGUAUCCCUACACCUUUUAUAUCGUCUGUGUCAUUAAAUAAUAUUGAUUCUAUUAGUAAUUUAACUGAGAACUCGAUAGUUGCGAAGGUAACUCCAAUACAAAAAGAAUUAAAUACUUUCGAACAAUCAACAAGAAGUAUUGGAAUCAGACAAGAACCAAUAAAUAUUACGAAACUAGAUAUUUUAGAACAAGAAAAAGCAAUUAUUGUUAAUAAUACAAUCGAUGAAAUAUCUACGUUUGCACUUAUAAAUGAUUCAAAUAAUAUAGCAUCUACUAAUGUACCUACUGUGAUCGAAUCAAAUACAAAUUUUACAACUGUCAGUCCAAUUAUAUUUAACCAUUUCCAGGAUCCUACAUUUGUCACCGCUCAAAGAACGGCCAAACCAACUAUUUCAGAGAAUUUGAAAAAUAUACAUAGUAAAAUGAUUUCAUCUACAAUAAUGUCUUCUGCGCCAACGUUAUUAACUAAUAUUCCAAAUUCGGUUAAACAAACAUUAAAUCCUAAUAUUGAACUGAUCAAUUCAUCUACUUCAAGACCUAUAAUAAGCUUUAAUUCAUCUACGAAUGUUUCGUUAAGAGACUAUUUAAUUUAUGGAAUAUAUCCAAACAAAACUAUAGUCAGAAAACGUCCAGAGAAUAAUCUUAUUUAUUCAAGAAACAUUAAUAGUCCUUAUGUUAUAUUUGGAGUAUAUCCAAAUGGAAAACUCGUUCGUAAGUUUCCCAAUGGAACAUUAAUACCAGAUCCUACCUGUAAUCCAGUGGAAAUUGUAUUUUCUCUUGAAGCAAAUACUACUAAGAAGCCUCAUUUAUUUAAUGAUCAAGCUAAUAGUCUAGGUGUACGUAAUAGAAAUACUGAUAUAUCUAAUAAACCGAAACAUGAUGCCGCUGUCAAUACACAGAAUAGUUUCAACAUGCUGAAUGAAGUUGACAAUACUCUAGGUAUCAGUGGACUCACUGGUUUUGAUCUUCCAGUCGGUAGUAUUGACAGCGACUCUAUAAAAACGAUAGCAAUGGUUACCAGUAGUACCUUACCAGAUAUCAUCAGUAGCCAACAAGAUCGACAUAUUAUUGAUAGUUAUCAAUCAAAAGAUGAAUAUCAGCAUGAUAGAAUAAGUGAAAAUAAAGGUCAACGUAAUUCUGUAAGCUUACAACAGGACGGCAGUAAUAUACAAAAUUUAACUGCUUCAGUACGCCCAGUUAAAAAUAUGAUCGAGAUAUUAAAUCCGAUAUCAAGCACUAUUAACUCUUUAAUUGAUACUCCAAAAAAGACAACAAGGGCAACAAUCAUUUCAGUCCCAAAAAUAGAAAGUCCUACUAUUCCAGCAACUACAAGAGUAACGACUCCAACCGCGUUAUCACCAAUAAUGGAGAAUCUAAAAACAAUGAUAACAGAAGCUUCGGUAAUGACACAUACUCCAAUAAUAUCAAGUGAAGAAUUAUUUUCGACGAUUGAAUCUCCAGUAACAUUAAAUCCAAACGCUUUUGGCAAUACAUUUGAUGAUCUAUCUUUCCUAAAUACUUUGAUCCUAUCUCUUGUACUUGGACGAACAUUAACAAAUAGUGCUUCAUUCCGUUCCCCAAAAGCGAUUCAACUAUCAAAUGUAUCACCAAAUUCUUAUCAAAUGAACACACCUCGUAAAAUGGCUAAGAUGUCGUCAAGUCUGCUUAGUUCAUCUUCUCAGCCUACAGUCAUCGGUUUAGUACCACUAUCCACGACAAAGCUACCUGGUAUUGAAUCUACAAUGCCUUAUACAUGGAAACCUAUUAGAACUUUUUCUGGUUACAAACAAUCCUCUGUGAUAUCAAUGGGAACUGUAACUCCUAGCACGAUGCCAAUGACUUCCAUGACUACAUCAAGGGUACCAAAGAUGAGUAAAUCAUUAAAUUUACACUUUACAUCCACAUCGAAAACAUUACAAUCUAUGUUGGGGCAUUUGAAAACAAUGACGACUUCAGCAUCCGCUAAUAUAAAUAAUAUGCCGAAAACUACUAAACGAUUUAAACCAAGCACUACAUCUAAGGUUCCUCUUUUUGCACCACUUGCAUUUGCAACUAAUUUCUUACGAACAAUAUUUGGAAGCAAUCCUUUUGCAUUGAAAACUACAAGGCCGAUGAUUAAAAAGUCAGCUUCAACUCUUAAAACGUUAUCUCCAACGGCACAAAAUAUUACAACUGUAGCUUCAAGAUCAACAGUUAUUUCGAUCGAAUCAGUAGAACGACAAAAUAAUUCAAAAUCUAUUGAUACAUCAACAAAUGUACUUACUAAUAUACAGGGUCAAACAGACACAAUUUACAAUACAGUUUUUGCUAAAGAGAUGACAAUUGUAACACCAAUGCCGACAAUUACCGAACAAUCUCCGGCAAUAUAUUCUUCUAAGGAUGAUACUAAAUUUUUAUCGACUUUUCUGCAGAUUACUCAAAAUAUGAAUGGCAGCAGCAAUGAACCAGCAAUGAAGUCUCAAUUUAAUGACCAAAUCAUUGAACCAUCCACGCCAAUCAAUUUACUAAAUGAACAACUUCAACAAUCCAAUGUUGGUAAAGCAAUCCAAUCUUCUACAGCAAGAGCAACAACUAUAUCUACAAGAACGACGACAAAAUGGAGAUCCUCAAGCUGGACUUAUCCUUCACCCCUGUUCGGAAAUUUCGAUGGCUUAAGCAAUGGAAGUUCAUUGUACCAAGAUAAAGGAUUAGUUCGUAACCAAGUACUCAAUGCCGCAAUUAGUAUGACACAAACAUUUGGUAAAUUCCUUGGUGCGACUAUUACGGGAGCCGCGCAGCAAUUCCAGUGGUUUAUAAGAAACGGAACUAGAUGGGGAUAAGUUAAUUGUUGCGAUACAUUCGAUGAUAUACGU